AUGGUGAACAAGAGGACCAAGAAGGCUGGCAUCACCGGCAAGUACGGUGUGCGGUAUGGCGCCUCGCUGAGGAAGACUGUCAAAAAGAUGGAGAUCUCGCAGCACGCGACGUACACGUGCGUCUUCUGUGGCAAGGACUCGAUCAAGCGCGUGGCGACCGGCAUCUGGCACUGCAAGGCCUGCAAGAAGACUGUUGCGGGCGGCGCGUACACGCUCAACACUGCA
This is a messenger RNA of Emiliania huxleyi CCMP1516, 225 nucleotides long. RefSeq lists its product as hypothetical. Gene Ontology annotation, molecular function: structural constituent of ribosome. Gene Ontology annotation, biological process: translation. Gene Ontology annotation, cellular component: ribosome. NCBI's taxonomy places the organism in Eukaryota, Haptophyta, Isochrysidales, Noelaerhabdaceae. The annotation marks the transcript as partial. The record is from RefSeq and is a predicted model, not a curated record. The transcript has a single exon.